UUAACUUCAUUUUAAAAAUCAAAACAAGGACUAUUUGAAUAGUCCGGGGUUAAAAGGACAAGAAAAAAAAUUAUUGAAACUCAUUCAAAGCAGCCUUUGCUGUUCAAACACUGACCCUGAUAAGAAAACCUGUUAGCAGAAAUGUUACUUGCCCCAUAAAGAUUGACCAACAUAUUUUUCCAGAAUUGCUCAGUUCUGGAGUGAACCUCGUAUCAAACAACACAGCAAACAAUGGACAGUGUGUGUGCUGCCUAUAAAUGUCAGGAGUUCCAGCUGCUCCAGAGCAAAGCGCUGACUUGCUGCUGUCCACCAUGACUGUGACACAUUUGGCCAUCGUCCUUGUUUCCCUGCUGUCCUUCAGCGCCGCAGCACCAGCAGAAGACGAAUGCAGCCAGAUGACCAGAACUCUGACAGCUGAACAGAUUGACCAGAUCCUGGGCCGUUGGAUCUUCAUUGAGGGGACAGUUAAAAAUGACUUCUUUGGCCCUGUGCUGGACCACAUUGAAAGCAUGUGGAUGGUGCUGAACAGAACAGCAGACAACCAGACCCUGAUGUUAAACCAGGCAAACCGCCUGGCAGCACAGCAGCAGCCUAAACCAAUGAAUGGACAAUGUCUCCGAAGCGCAGUGAAUGUUACCCUCGUCAGAGGCAAAGACUUGGAGUUUCACAUCUCAGCUGCUGCAUCCUAUCACAGGUUCCUGCACACCUGCUCUGACUGCCUGCUCAUGCACACCUACAACAACGAAAACCAUUUCCAGAUGUUCUACCUGUUUGGCAGGAAUACAACGGUGGCAGCCUCUGAUUUGAACGUCUUCAGGAAACAAGCUGAAUGCCUCCAGUUUCCUCUGCCAUCAAAGUUUCAGUACGACACCAGCAAAGAACUCUGUCCAGCGUAGAGGAUGGAGCAACAGAGCAGCUGCUGCUGAUUAGUUUCCAUGCACCGUCAUUUUACUCACCUGGUGUCUUCAUCUUCUUAGCCCUCCCCUUGAUUGAAACGGGAUACUUAGUAAAUUCAUCAAACACCUUUUAGCUGGACCAUGCACUACUUAUUUGCCAAAUGUUUUU
Molecule: messenger RNA, 1065 nt
Organism: Xiphophorus hellerii (green swordtail)
Lineage: Eukaryota; Metazoa; Chordata; Actinopteri; Cyprinodontiformes; Poeciliidae
Product: saxitoxin and tetrodotoxin-binding protein 1-like
Exons: 6
Coding region: 258-896 (212 amino acids)
Source: RefSeq, a predicted model, not a curated record